AUGCAGAGUCUGGAAAGCAUACAUGAUAUUCCUACGCUUAUCAAUCAGUUUAUUGCAAGUGCAGAUGAUAGCGAUGUUUCCAUAACUUAUAGUAAAGAGUUGGCUGAACUAAUUGAGAAGGAUGAAAUGACUUUGUUGAAGUUUAUACAGUCAUUGGGACCAAACCUAACUUCGGAUAGUGAUUUGAUUAGAUCGAAGUCAAUUCAAUGUAUGUCAGAAAGCUUGAAGUGUUUGAAUGUCAAUAAGCUAUCAAAACAGGAUAUCAAUGUGCUAUUCGAGUUUUUACUAGCUAAAUUCGAGGACAUAUUCUGCUUAGGUCAUAUUCUAUCAAGUUUGAAUUCAUUAAUUCUGUUUAAGAAUUUUAUUUUUGGUAUGAAUAAUAAUGUGGAAAAGCUAUUAACGAAUAUCUUGAAUAACUAUGAUCCAAAGAAACAUUUAGCCAAGGUCAGAUACGAGCCAUUCAGAACUUUAAAUGCGUUAGUGACGAUUGAUCCUGUCUAUUUCCAAUCCUCUUCACGCGUAUCAGAUUUGAUGGUGAAGACGUUUAUUCAUGUUGCAAGUGGCGAAAAAGACCCAAGGAAUUUAUUGUUGUCCUUUGAUACCAAUACGAAAAUUAAUGAAGUUUUUGAAUUCGAUCCAUUGAACGAGGUCCAUAAAGAUCUCAUAAGCGAGCUAUUUGACGUUUGUUUUUGUUAUUUUCCAAUAUCCUUUAGUCCACCUCCCAACGACCCUUACAAAAUUACAGCACAAGAUUUAAAGUUGAAAUUAAGAAAUACUAUUGCCUCGCAAAGUUAUUUUGCUAAAGAAUCUUUUGCUGAUUUAAUUGAAAAGCUCACUUCAACUAAUCCAGUAAUAAGGAACGAUGUUUUAAAAACCUUGUUACUUUGUGUUGAGAAUUACAAGUUAGAAACUGUUGCAGAAUACUGGGUGACAAUCUGGAACGCAUUGAAGUUUGAGGUUUUACAUAAUGAUGUUUCAAUUUUUAAGCCAUACAUUGAUGUAAUUGUACCAGAAGAUUAUGAUGAAGAAAUCGAUGAUUCGGAUGAAUUUAAACCUUUGAUCACAACAUUAGUUAUAAUAAAAAAAUUGGCCAAUAGAAUGACAGAUUUUGGUGAACUUGAAAACUUGUUGACCACAAUAACUAAUGAGUUGAAAAGCAAUCUUGUUACGAUCAACGACAAAUCAUUCAAGCAAUCGGUAUUGCUAUUAAGUGUUUUGGCUUCCGACUCAAGUGCUGGAUUCAAUUUCAUUAUCAAGUUUUUAUUCUUGCAAGAAAUUUGGGGUAAAUAUAUUAAUGCUGAUGAAGAUUCUUCAAUAGAGGAAGUUCCAAGUGAGCUUGAUAAGACGGAAGAUUUAGUUUUAAAUACUUCAAAACAAAAAGAGUUGAUAGAUAAUUUGGGAUUUGUUUUAACGUCAUACAAUGUCUUAUUAGGCAAUCUAGAGAAUCAAGAUGAGUUUAUCGAGAACAAUAAUUUAAAAUUAUAUAAAGACCAUUUGUUGAUUUUUAUGGGUCAGCUAUUGCAAGCUUCCUCCAAUUUGGAAAAAACGUUAAAGUGCAAGGUUAUCCAGCAAUUAAUAAAGUUAGCUCAAUUAAAAGGCUUUUUAAAUGUGCAAGAGUGUACGUUGAUUCUUGGCUACUUCAGUAAUAUUUUGUUAGAUACCGCCAAUUCAAAAUCAAAAAAUUGGGAAAAGGAUCAAGUUACAAAAGAAAUUGUAAAUGGAUUGAUUAAACUCAUGAACAGCGAAGGAGCUUCGAACAAUGAUAAAACCGCCUUAGUCAUAGAUUUAAUACUUCCGCAUUUGUUAGAGAUAUUGCCUUCUACCGACUCAUUGUCUAAUUUCAAGAAGCUUCUAGAAAUAAUUGGUGAAUUGUGUACGAAUUACCAAUUUUUAGAAGUUUUAUCGAUAAGACUAUUGAAUAGAUUAACCAACUAUGAUCAAUUCAAUAUUGAUCAAUUUGAAGUUUUUAGAAAUAUAACCAAUUUAUUGGUGGAGUCGAUUAAAAAGGUACAAGUAUCGAAACAAUUUUUGAUGAAUUCAUGGUAUAAGAAUUUUGUUCCGAGAUUCAUAAAUUGCUUAUUAGAAAUUUUGAAAGUAAAAGAUGAUCAUAUUUUAAUUGAGUUGUCUGGAGAUUUGAUCGGGCUAAUUGUUAAAUAUAAUGAUAAGUCGAAACAUCAGGAGAUUUUGAAUGAUUUCGUAGCUAUGUUUUUACUCGAUAAAGCGAACGGAUUCAAUGUUAAUGUUAAUGUCAUUCAUCAACAGAAGCCAUUAAUUAAUCUAUUCAACAAAAUUCUCGCGAAUAUCGAUAAGGCAUGUGUGGUUCAGCUUAAUGAUACAUUUACUAUGAAUGAAUUAACAGAUAGAAUAAUCGGAUUGUGUAAUUCUAGGGGUGAUGAGUAUUCACGAUUAGGUUAUUUACAAAACUUGUCACUCUUGGUUAAUAAAUUCUUGCAAAGCAAUGAAUUCAUUGAAGAGAAAUUAAAACUAACAUUUGAAAAUAUACUGAAUAUUUCCAAAUUCGAUUCAGUUUUAUCACAAGACCAAAUAGAGAGCUUCGAGGUUAUCGUUUGGAUCCUCAAGUCGUUAAUUUUAAAAAUUGACACGCUCGGUAUUGAGUAUAUAAAUAGGCUCAUAUCAUUGUUAUCUUGCGAAAAUAGACAAAUGCAGCAACUAACUGCUAAGUCAUUUAAUAUUCUAAUGAUAGACUUACCAAUUUUUACUAAUCAACAAAUUGGUGGUAAAACUAAAAUAAUUUCAGGUGUUCAAAAUUUGAAUGUUAGAUUAUUAUACAAGCAGAAAGUCUUUGGUAUUUUAUUGCCAAAAAUAAUUGAAGGAUAUAAUAUAUCCAAUAUCCGCAAUAAAGAAAACUAUUUAAUUUCUUUAUCUUUGAUAUUGAAUAAUGUACCACAUAGUAUUUUAAAAUCAUAUUUAAGUCAAAUUUUACCCUUGAUUCUAAAUAGUCUUAACUUGCCAAACCCAAUAAUUUUGAAUGCUUCGCUAGCAACAUGUGAAAUAAUCAUUGAUGAGUCUCCAGAUUUGGUCAUACCACAUUUAUCAACCUUAAUUCCAAAAUUAGUUGGCUUGUCAAUGGGUAAAAUUGUUGUUGAGAAAAGCUUGGUUAAUAAUGAAGAAGUGAGACUAACCUCGUUGAAUUGUUUACAAAAAGUCUUUUCCAAUAUUGAAUUAAAAUAUAUCAUCCCAUUUCAAAAGUCAGCCUUGAAUAAAUUGACACCGGGGUUGGAUGAUAAGAAAAGAACUGUUAGAAAAUUAUGUUGUGACGUACGUCAAACCUUAUUUGAACUAGGCAAAUAUUAG
Debaryomyces hansenii CBS767 is the source of this 3315-nucleotide messenger RNA. RefSeq names its product Met18p (gene MET18). The coding region runs from base 1 to 3315 and encodes 1104 amino acids. NCBI's taxonomy places the organism in Eukaryota, Fungi, Ascomycota, Pichiomycetes, Serinales, Debaryomycetaceae. The transcript has a single exon. Gene Ontology annotation, cellular component: cytosolic [4Fe-4S] assembly targeting complex. Gene Ontology annotation, biological process: iron-sulfur cluster assembly. The record is from RefSeq and is a predicted model, not a curated record.